AUGUCAUGUCUUCAAAAACGCCGGAAAAUUCCCAAAAGCUGCCUCACCGGCACAGACUUGGCUAACGCCAAAACCCUUUUUCUCUAUCUAUUCCUAGGCAACUAUGAGCGAACCAUCCAAAACGCCCUGCUCGCUUCCGGCCUACAAUUCGACGAUAGAAGGAGGGUUCUAUUCCAAUGCUUGGACCACGGCGCAAUUGAGCUCUACGUUAGAUGCCCACAUGCCUGCCAGCGUCUGCCUGAGGAUACCCCCGGCUACGACUGGGGUGAUGAUUACUGCUAGGCACUGUCAUUCACUUUAAGGUAAGAUUUGUCCUAUCAAAUCACGCCGGCAAUUCUUUCACAGGAAUGGGGGCUUAAUGGACUAACUUUCCCUGGAUCAGCGGUAAGACUGGCGAGGACAGC
Messenger RNA from Blastomyces dermatitidis ER-3, 404 nucleotides. RefSeq lists its product as uncharacterized. The transcript has a single exon. The coding region runs from base 1 to 282 and encodes 93 amino acids. NCBI's taxonomy places the organism in Eukaryota, Fungi, Ascomycota, Eurotiomycetes, Onygenales, Ajellomycetaceae. The record is from RefSeq and is a predicted model, not a curated record.